Messenger RNA from Leptosia nina, 420 nucleotides. The record is from the annotation of a GenBank genome assembly. Lineage: Eukaryota; Metazoa; Arthropoda; Insecta; Lepidoptera; Pieridae.
AUGCGCGCCUGCCUCCUCGUGUGCGCGGCGCUCGCGCUCGCGCCGGGCCCAUGGGCGCGCGCCGCCGCCACGCGACCACUCGAGCCCGCACGACUCGAACACAUAAAGACACAAAUAUUAGCCAAGCUGGGUUUAUCAACACGUCCUACGCCACUGGGGACGCCCCCACGUGACGUCGUGCGCCAGAUCCUGGCGCGAGCGGCUGAUCCCCAUCCAGAACCCCCAGAGACUGAACACAGCAUGAGGGAGAUCAUAGCCAUCGCGCAUAGAGAUUUUUUGAAGAAGCGACUAACACCAGGGAUAGUUUGCUCAACAGUUCUUAGAGGAUCUGUUUGUAUGGCGUGGGGAGUAUGGUACCAAAACUCGAAGAGAUCCCCUGCACAGCAAUGUCUGUGUCCUGAUCUUUUCUGGCUCUCGUGA